UGAUUGUUGAAUACAUAAAUUUUGAAAAUUACUGUUUAUAAAUCAUGGAAUUAUUUACUAUCAUUCUGAUGGUAAUCGUAACUGUGUUUAUUGCCAUACGUAUUCUUUCAAUCGAGAAAUGCACUGUUUGUAAGAAACACGAAAAAAAUCGAGUAAAUGAUCAAAAUGAUGGAGCAAAGAACAGGAAAGAGAAGCAAAACCUAGAAGUGAAGUUUAUGGGAAGUAUAAAUGAGACUGAUUCAGAGACAAUGGAUGAUAAAGAGAAUAGUAGUGGAACUGAAUACGAAGAGGAAGAGAGAGAAAGUGAAGAGGAGGUUGAAGAUGAUUGUGGAGAAGACGCUGAAGAGGUGUUUGUGGAAAACGAGCGACAAGAUAGAGAACUGGAGGAGACAAUGGAUGAUGAAGAGAAUAGUAGUGGAACUGAAUACGAAGAGGAAGAGAGAGAAAGUGAAGAGGAGGUUGAAGAUGAUUGUGGAGAAGACGCUGAAGAGGUGUUUGUGGAAAACGAGCGACAAGAUAGAGAACUGGAGGAGACAAUGGAAGAUGAAGAGAGUAGUAGUAGAACUGAAUACGAAGAGGAAGAGAGAAAAAGUGAAGAGAGCGUUGAAGAUGAUUGUGGAGAAGACGCUGAGGAGGUGUUUGUGGAACACGAGCGACAAGAGAGAGAACUGGAGGAGCUGGAAGUGUUGAGGGUCCGCCACAAGAACGCUGGGAGGAGUUCGGUGGAGCGAAAGCGUGGAGGGUUGGAGGGGUUGGAGAAGGAGUGGUGUGAUAUUAAAGUGACCUCAAGUUCUCCGCACUAUCAACAUUAGUGUUAUGCACCAUUUGUAUUACCACAUAAUCGAAUUUUUAAAAAAAUUUUAUUAGUAUUGAUUAAUUAAAUUUUAUUUUUCAGUUGUGAUUU
Messenger RNA from Homalodisca vitripennis (glassy-winged sharpshooter), 904 nucleotides. Its product is annotated as glutamic acid-rich protein-like. The record is from RefSeq and is a predicted model, not a curated record. NCBI's taxonomy places the organism in Eukaryota, Metazoa, Arthropoda, Insecta, Hemiptera, Cicadellidae. Bases 45 to 812 code for a protein of 255 amino acids. The transcript is spliced from 2 exons.